Molecule: messenger RNA, 261 nt
Organism: Lathyrus sativus (Indian pea)
Lineage: Eukaryota; Viridiplantae; Streptophyta; Magnoliopsida; Fabales; Fabaceae
Source: the annotation of a GenBank genome assembly
AUGACUAACGCGGCGCCACCUAUAAACCCACCAACUUGGAAUAACGAGGAUACAAGAUUAAGUUAUGGAAGUGCGGCAGCGAUACCAUGUGACGACGAUUUCAAUGAUGAUUUGGUCGCUCAAUUCAUGAACCCUAACAAUGAUGCAGGUCCAUCUACGCAGACCCAUAACGCUGAGGUUGAUCGUAGAAGGUCCACCAGAAAUGUACAAGCUCCUGCCUGUAGAACCCACCAACGCUUACGUCGACCGAGCCAAAAUUAA